Molecule: messenger RNA, 2217 nt
Organism: Aspergillus fischeri NRRL 181
Lineage: Eukaryota; Fungi; Ascomycota; Eurotiomycetes; Eurotiales; Aspergillaceae
Product: fungal specific transcription factor domain-containing protein
Exons: 4
Coding region: 1-2217 (738 amino acids)
Biological process (GO): DNA-templated transcription
Molecular function (GO): DNA binding; zinc ion binding
Source: RefSeq, a predicted model, not a curated record
AUGUUGACACCUUCAAGGCCAAGCCCUCGCGAUUCAGGUCCCCCUAGGCGGCCACUCAACGGAGGUGAAUCUCAGCCAGAUUUCCACCCGGCUCGUGGCGAGCGGUCUGCAUCACUUCCCGAGCUACACGAAUAUGCCCAAGUGUCUGCAGUGGAAUUGACAGAUCAGCUUUUCCAUAUGCAUGACCAAGGAGCUGAAGUGUCACCGGCUACUCAUAGCGAUACAUCUGCUUUGCCUGGUGGAGCCUUUCUGAGCAGUCGAACCUCUAGUGGCGGGAAAAAUGGAGAACACACUAGCCUUGCUGCGCACUUUCCUGGCUUAGACCUUCCAUCCCGCCCAGUCUGCGAUUUUCUGCUCGAUUCUUACUGGAGAUCGGUACAUUGGUUCAUGAUGAUCUUCCACGAUCCGUCAUUCAAACAGGAAUACAGACAAAUUCUUGACAAUCAAUUUGUGACCUCUCGGCAGGAAGGCACGGCAGUCUUGAUACUGAUGGUCCUUGCGAUGGGUGCCAGAUACGCUCCUGACGAACAGAGCUCGAAAAUUGGGUUGUCAAGGUCUGAGCUGUUAUCGUUACAGGAAAAAAUGCUUAACCAAGUUCGAUCGCACUUUUUUGAUGUGUUAGACACUGGUGGGGUGGAGUGUGUGCAACUGUGCAUCUUGCUCAGCACGUAUUAUCUGUAUAACGGAAAACCGAACCUCGCAAUGCCAAUACUGGGCGCAGGGGUAAGAAGUGCCCAAGCACAAGGACUACAUAAAGAGAAUCUAUGGGGUCCUGCAACUGAAUUCGUUUUCGAGGUCCGCAAGAGGACAUGGUGGGCUCUAUACGUUCUCGACAGAUUUGCCUCGAUUACAUAUGGUCGACCCCCGUUAAUCAAUGAUACUCAUUGUGCCGUGAGUAUGCCGCGAGACAUAGACGACUGCUUGGCAGUACACCCGUUAUUGAGCUCUACCCGGGAACGUGCUGCUCACUCGCCUAGUCCAGCUACGCUAGGUGCUUAUCAGCGGCACAAAUUUGAACUCUACACCAUUGCCGGUCCCAUCAUUGGCAUUAUAUACGAUCUCAACGAAUCAAAUUGGCGGAUUGUGGUUGAUCUGGCUUCUCAAAUCAACACCAAGCUGGUCGAAUGGUUUGACAGACUGCCUAUGGAACUGAAGCUUGAGAGCCAUGUUGAUAUAGACAUGUCAGGCUUGACUGGACCCGAAGUUGAGGUCUGUCAGCUGUUUCACCUCCAGGCGUUGGUUCUUCAGUUGGCGUAUGAUAACAUUCAGAUUAUCUUGCAUCGCCCAUUUCUUCGAUAUGAUCACCGCCUCAUCUUGUCCCCCGGCUCACACUCAUCGGAUGCGCGACCGACCAGUUUCGAACAAUGCAAGCAUUGCGCUCGGCGCACGUGUAGCAUAUUGCCACGGCAUACUGAGGUUCUUCUUGCAGCCCAGAACACCCAUGCUGCAGCAUACAUUGCGAUCCAGAAUUUCACCGCUGGUGUAACUUUGGGCAUGGUGGCUCUUUCCGACCCCGGAUCGGAACAAGCAUUGGAUGCUAAAAGAGGUGUCGCAAAUUCCAUCUCGCUGCAACGAACGCUGGCAAGAUCAUCUGUUGUCCCAUCACAGACGGUCAUGGUUUUGGAAGGGUUGUUCCAGUUGAUUUUUAAACGUGAAAUGCAGACUUUACUCGGGGACUCACAUCUUGAAAUAUCCACUCCAAGGCUGAGCGAUAGGCUACCGACUGGAAAGACUGGUCGUGAAACAUAUCGAGGCCCUAAGCACCAUAACUCGUGUAAGAACGGUCCUUUCAACCAGGGCUCCGUGAAUCAAGGUCAAGAGACCACGGUGCCUUUGUCAAGGAACAUAAGUUCCCAAAAUGACUCUCACAGUUCCCCCGAAAUGGACGCUAUGGUCAACUCCGAUUUAGGGCAGGAUGCUGCUGGUUUAACCUUUUACUCCGCCAUUGAUGAGGCACUAGAGUCGGUACAGCAAGUCCUAUGGGAGAACUCCGAUCCAAUUGCUUACACAGGCGGUUAUGCUUCGCCUACCGGCCCGCACUUCGACGCUUUUUCCAGACAGCGGCUUCCAGCAACUGAGUCCACAGAACUGAACAAUCUAUUGCCUUCUACAGGCCCGAUGACUUCAAUGGCCGACCCCGCCAGUCAGGGACUCAAUAGCCUUAACAACUCGCUGAUUGGUCAAGGCUGGGUAUGGAACCCGACCGAUUUCUUUUAA